AUGGCAGUUGCUAUGCAGAUCACUUUCUUGCUCAAACUAAGCAUCCCCCCAAAUCCCCCUCCGAAGAGUUGUUUUGAUUCGACCCGCGGCCACAACUCCAGCAGCGUGAUACCGACCUUAUGUAAUCUCGUGUCUUUGUCGCCACAAUCACCAGAAACACCAGUUCCGCGAUCACACGUACACGAUCUUCGUUUAAGCCGCUUUAAUCCCAGUAGUGAAUUCGUCAGUAUGCUGAUCAAAACGGUGGCCACGCUGGCCGUUCGCGGUUCGAUCGCGAAACGGUGGUGUACGGCGUCGAAUCCCCUGCGUACGUUCGCGACGUCGGAAACGCCAGUCGUUGCACCGAACCAGGAACUGCAGCUGACUUACCUGACCGAGGAGGACAAGCAGGGUAUCGCGGUGCUCGGCCUGAACCGUCCGAAGGCACGCAACUCGUUCAGCAAAUCGCUCGUGACCCAGCUGCUCGAGGCGAUCGAUGUGCUGGCGCACGAUAAGAACGUGCGUGUCGUGAUCCUGCGCAGUCUCGUGCCCGGUAUCUUCUGUGCCGGGGCGGAUCUGAAGGAACGUGCCACUUUCACGCCGCAGGAAGUGAGCCGCUUCGUCUCGAAACUGCGCCAAAUGAUGGUGAACAUUGAGCAGAUGCCGACACCCGUGGUUGCUGCGAUCGAUGGUGCUGCGCUGGGUGGUGGUCUCGAGAUGGCAUUGGCCUGCGAUAUGCGCGUAGUGGCAACCAACGCGAAGCUUGGACUGGUCGAAACGAAGCUGGGCAUUAUUCCGGGAGCCGGCGGUACUCAACGGUUGCCCCGCAUUCUGAAUCCGGCCAUCGCCAAGGAGCUCAUCUUUACGGCACGCCAGUUCAGUGGCGAGGAAGCGAAGGCCCUCGGCAUCGUAAACCAUGCGGUGCAACCGAACGAAGCAGGCGAUGCCGCGUACCGGCGAGCGAUCGAGUUGGCCAUGGAAAUCGUUCCAAACGGUCCGGUCGGUGUCCGGAUGGCGAAGAAGGCGAUCGAUAAGGGACUGCAGGUGGACAUUGGCACCGGGUACGCGAUCGAGGAAGCGUGCUACGCUCAGGUCAUCCCGACCAAGGAUCGGCUCGAAGGAUUGCGCGCCUUUGCCGAGAAGCGUAAGCCCAACUUUAUCGGCGAAUAGCACAAGAGGACGUAAAGUGUGUGUAUGUAGGUGACUCAACCGCGAAACUUUUGUGAACGCGCUGUGAUAGGAGGAGAGCAAAAGGGCGAUACAGAGAGAAAGAUAACACAAUGUGCAUUUAUAGGUUCCGCCUCCGUGUAGCGGA
This is a messenger RNA of Anopheles darlingi, 1294 nucleotides long. RefSeq names its product methylglutaconyl-CoA hydratase, mitochondrial. The transcript has a single exon. Gene Ontology annotation, biological process: fatty acid beta-oxidation. NCBI's taxonomy places the organism in Eukaryota, Metazoa, Arthropoda, Insecta, Diptera, Culicidae. The coding region runs from base 1 to 1149 and encodes 382 amino acids. The record is from RefSeq and is a predicted model, not a curated record. Gene Ontology annotation, cellular component: mitochondrion. Gene Ontology annotation, molecular function: enoyl-CoA hydratase activity.